This is a messenger RNA of Theileria equi strain WA, 946 nucleotides long. Its product is annotated as orotidine 5'-phosphate decarboxylase, putative. Gene Ontology annotation, biological process: 'de novo' pyrimidine nucleobase biosynthetic process; pyrimidine nucleotide biosynthetic process. The record is from RefSeq and is a predicted model, not a curated record. Lineage: Eukaryota; Apicomplexa; Aconoidasida; Piroplasmida; Theileriidae. Bases 32 to 946 code for a protein of 304 amino acids. Gene Ontology annotation, molecular function: orotidine-5'-phosphate decarboxylase activity. The transcript is spliced from 5 exons.
AUACUAGUUACAUUUCAAUGCUAUUUAUAAAAUGACCUUUUUCGAAAAGUUGGAAAAGAGGAUAUCCUCUGUCGACAGUAUUCUAUGCCUUGGCUUAGAUCCUCGCGAAUCUGAACUCGAAGAUUUCUCAACAUCAGAGCAUUUUGAUCUAUUUUAUGAUCAUUAUGUUAUUAAACAGAAGGAAGGAAGUUUUAAAAUUACAGAAAGAUCAUCAAUUUACGUACAACUUAGACUCUUUUGUCAAUACAUUUUGGAUUCCACGAUUGAACACGUAUGCUGUGUAAAACCUAAUUUGGCGUUCUUUAUCGCGCAUUUAGCUCAAGGAAUUGAGGCUUUACUAGAUAUUUGCCUUUACUUGAAAAAGUUGGAAAUACCAGUUCUCAUUGAUGCAAAAUUAGGAGACAUCGGUUCAACCACGGAGUACUACAAAAAAUUUAUAUUUGAAAGCCUCAUGGCAGAUGCCUGUACCAUAAAUGUGUUUCUGGGUACAGAUGUCCUGCAAGCCAUGACUACUAGCUCUGAAGGUGAAUACAAGAAUACAAUUUUCGCAUUGGCACUCUGUUCUAAUCCAUCAUCCACAGAAUUUCAAGGAGCUUUGUUGGCUAAUACGAAGCCAAUGUACAUGGAGGUCGUGGAAAAGUGCGAAACGUUUUUAAAGGGUAAAAGUCCUCACAGCCUCUGCGGCUACGUUGUUGGAGCAACAUAUGUAGAUGUUAUUAAGGAUAUUAGAGAGAGAUAUCAAAAUUGUUAUUUUCUUGUCCCUGGCAUUGGUACACAGGGAGGUGACUUACAUUCUGUACUAUCUCACGGUUUGAAUUCAAAGGGAAGGGGUCUUAUAGUUCCAAUUUCUAGGGCUAUUACAAACGCCAAGGACCCCGGGCAAUCAGCAAAACAUUGGAAAGAAGAGAUAAGGACAUGUAUACAACAUUUGAAAAAGUCAAAUUAG